CUACCAACCAUCAACCCCGACCAUGAGAUAGGACUGAUACUGCUGCACAGAUGCUAGAUUAGUAUGCUGUUAGGCUGUAUCAUACUAAUGAAAGCGAUGAGAUGCACUAAUAUCUCAUUUAAAACAAGCAACGAAGGCCCGUGAAUAGAUACUAAGUACUACUUCACUUACUAUCUAAGAGGUUACCAUGUCAUCGACCGAUGUAUACUCUGCCGAACCCGCUUUGCCUCGCCUUGCUACUUCGUUUCUUUCCCGACCCGAGACGGAAGACUCGAGCUUAAAGUCUCGGGAUGACCCCUCUCAGAGAUGGAAUCUGCGACGGGACAUGGAAGCCGGUAUUCAGCGUGGUGCAAACGGUGUUUUCAAAUGCGGAACCGUCAUUGGAUUCUCGAAGCUGAGGGGGAAGAUAAGAGACGAUGACUUUGAAUGCGUUGGAGAGGUCCCACGACUUCUUCUUAGUUCCCUGCUCUGGCAAGAGACAGAGAGUUCUGUUUUCAUCAUCCAUCCGUCCAAUUACGCUGCCUUUGCGCCCGAGACGCUCCUCGCUUCUCUCCUGACGAGCCCUCAUCACCAGCCAGCUCCGACUCGCGAGCACGCCAUCCAACGACUCAACAACGUCCAACUGCUGUCCAUCUUCGAUCUCCCCAGCGCUGUACGCGCCAUCAGCAGCGUGUCCGAGAGACUCAAUGAGCUCCAAAAGUCGAGGCGUACCUCGCCGGUUCUCUUCAUCAUUGCGGGACUCGACACCUUCACCGAAGCGACCAUCCGAGCCUCGAAUCCAGUCAAGGGGGCAGCUCUGCUCCAAUCCACGCUGAGGACAUUGACUAGAUUGUCGCGCGUGUACGCUGCUUUUCUCUCCGUGAUGCUUGUCAACACCAGCGGUGUGGGGAAAUCCCCGGGGACAGGAACUCCAUCAGAUCCAAGUUCAGACCACAUCCAUUCAGUCUUUCAUACCGUGGGCAGCCUUUUCCCAACCCUGUUGAUGAGAACCCUCGACCAAGGCAUCGAUACACACCUCUUGCUUUCGACGGUCAAAGGCGCGCAGGUCGUCGAGGUGGUCAAGGACCGUGUAGGUGAUGGGGUGGGUAAAUGGUGUAUUUGGAAGGCAUAGAUGGGCAUAGCCAUACAGGAAUAUAAGAUGGUACAUUCGACUAUUCUAUUUAAUAGCCAUCAUAAUACUACACUU
Messenger RNA from Penicilliopsis zonata CBS 506.65, 1186 nucleotides. RefSeq lists its product as hypothetical. NCBI's taxonomy places the organism in Eukaryota, Fungi, Ascomycota, Eurotiomycetes, Eurotiales, Aspergillaceae. The record is from RefSeq and is a predicted model, not a curated record. Bases 188 to 1111 code for a protein of 307 amino acids. The transcript is spliced from 3 exons.